ACUCCAACACUAAAUUGUCUUAAUAAAUUAAAUCUUAAUUAGUUAUAUAUAUCGACUUCUGUCUUUGAACAUUUGAUCAGAUUUGCUGCAUCUUCAAUUCUUCAUGGCUUCAUCUGCAAAGUUCCAAAAUAAUUGCCCGCUUCAGCUUAAUGAUUCGGUACAAGUGGAGAUGGGUGAAGUGUCUAUUGACCAUGCAAGCAUGCCAGGAAAUUCGAUUUCAAAGAUUGAAGAGCGGAAGUUGGCCAUUAUUAAAGAGCAGGAUUCGGAGGAUAUGUCAAAUAUCGACAUGCCUAUUUUGUACAUAUUUAAGAAGAUUAUACAUACAGUGUUUCUUAUCCCAGCGGUGUUACUCGUAGCAAUAAUAUCACCGGAUGAGUCUCAAUUUUUCAUAUUCUCUAGUUUCAUCUCUAUGUUACUGGAUCCUUUGUUUCUGUACAUUCCUCUCAUCAAAGAGGAGACUAAGUGCCUCAUGUUGGACAAGAAGUUGAUGAUAGCAGCUCUUAUUCUGCGAAUCGUCACAGAUCUUCGCUAUGUAAUGAAAAUAGGCUCUAAGAUUAAAAAGUGGCGGGGAUCUCCUAAGGAAAUAGCUGGGAGCAUCGCAACUGACGUUGUCGCUAUUCUUCCUAUUCCACAAGUUGUCGUCUUAGUUUUCCUUCCGAGAAUGAGGAGCUCUGGAUCUUUGAGUAUAAUGAAGUUUCUCAACUCGCUUAUUCUAUUCCAAUAUCUACAACGAGUUUAUCCUAUCUAUAGAUACUGCAAGAAUCUUAACAAGAAGAUACAUUUGUCGAGUGCUCCUACACGGGCUUGGAUACCAAGUUUAUUCAAUAUUCUCAUUUACAUCCUUGCCAGUUAUGUACUAGGGACGUUUUGGUAUUUUUUCUCUAUCCAACGAGAGAUAGACUGUUGGGAAUAUGCUUGCCAAAGUGAAAAAGGAUGCGAGUUUAGCACUCAUUGUGAUGCCAAUACAUUCAGAAAUGUUACAUUGCUAAAACUUGCUUGCCCUAUAAAUCCACCGAAUGCGGCAACAUUUGAUUUCGGUAUAUUUCUUUAUGCUCUUCAGUCCGGUGUGCAAGAGUCAACAAACGUACCACAAAAGUUAUUGUUAUGUUUCUCGUGGGGCCUACGAAAUUUGAGUUCUUUUGCUUCCAACCUCAAUACCAGUACCUAUGGAUGGGAAACCUUAUUUGUGGUUGCUAUUUCUAUAAGUGGCUUGGUACUAUUUAUAUAUUUCCUUGGACAUGUGCAGACAUUUAUGCAGGUUGCUGGCAAAUCAGAAAGGUCCCGUCAAAAGUGGAAAAAGAUUUUGGAACCAAAAAUAGAAUCCAUGUUAUCUGAAUAUGACCUCCCUGCUAAAGUGAAAAAAAGCAUAGACUAUGUAGUAAAAAAGAAAGAUUUAGAAGACCCAGAUCUUCUUCUGGAGAAUAUGUCUUCAAUUUUUACCUUCAAGCGUGAAGUAGAUGACCAGACUUUACUAGCUGAAUUAACUUCCAUCAGACAUAGUCUCUUCUUGGAGAAGUUAAAGAGAGUAGUACUCCAUCGCCCAGGUACUUGCAUGAACGAUAUGGUGUUGAAGGAGAUAUGUAAGCACCUUGAUCCAGUGAUCUAUCCUAAGGGAAGCUAUAUUAUCCACGAGGGGGAGCCUCUUGAUAUGAUGUUCUUCAUCACCCAGGGCAUUGCACUCGAGUACACCACUGACCGCUCAAUAACCACUUCGCGUCUUGAGAAAGGAGACUGCUACGGUGAAGAGCUUAUCCUAAGCUGGGCAGCAACUGCAACAACCUCGUUUUCCGACUUGCCUAACUCAGGCAGUACUGUCAAGGCCCAUAAAAAUGUCGAAAUCUUUGCUAUCCAGGCUGCCGAUUUACAGAGAGUUUUGUCUCAGCCGUCGAGCCAAUAUUCCAGCAAUGAGGUCACCCAUGCAGCAGAGACCAAGGUUAUACAGAGCGUUCUGUCUCAAUUGCGUGAUUUAUUAAUCAAACCACGUUGGCUCACUCUGGGCUAAGAUACUCAAAUUAAAUUAGCUGUCUAGUAGAGGGCCGUUUACUAUCUCUGCUCUAAAAUAUGAAGUAACCGCAUUCACCAUUAAGAGAUGAAUUUUUGUGAAUUUUCGGCUACCCUUCAGUUCUUGACAAGCUAUUGGAGAUAACAGAUGUGGUAUAGCAACAGCUUCUAAGUUCUAACCUGACUAAUCCUAUCUUUUUUACUUUACCUCAAGUUGU
Rosa chinensis is the source of this 2219-nucleotide messenger RNA. RefSeq names its product cyclic nucleotide-gated ion channel 1. The coding region runs from base 104 to 2002 and encodes 632 amino acids. The record is from RefSeq and is a predicted model, not a curated record. Lineage: Eukaryota; Viridiplantae; Streptophyta; Magnoliopsida; Rosales; Rosaceae. The transcript is spliced from 7 exons.